Messenger RNA from Lytechinus pictus (painted urchin), 6413 nucleotides. Its product is annotated as galactose-1-phosphate uridylyltransferase-like. NCBI's taxonomy places the organism in Eukaryota, Metazoa, Echinodermata, Echinoidea, Temnopleuroida, Toxopneustidae. Gene Ontology annotation, biological process: beta-D-galactose catabolic process via UDP-galactose, Leloir pathway. Gene Ontology annotation, cellular component: cytoplasm. The transcript is spliced from 11 exons. Gene Ontology annotation, molecular function: UDP-glucose:hexose-1-phosphate uridylyltransferase activity; zinc ion binding. The coding region runs from base 248 to 1345 and encodes 365 amino acids. The record is from RefSeq and is a predicted model, not a curated record.
ACGCCCCGAAAAAUCCGUCCACGUGCAACAUGUUUACGUAGUACGUGGCGCCGCGCCGGUGUGUAAAUCCGUACUACCUUCGAGAUCGACUGAGGCGCCGUCUCCAGCUAGCUCCGGCCCCAAGACCUUGGCCAGCCGUACACUACCACUCAACGCGACCAGCUCCUCAUUCUCCUGACAAGUACAGUAUUCUACACUAAUAUAAAGGCAAGCUACAUGAGGACGUAGAUCAUUGAGAAAAUCAAAUAUGGCAGCUAAUAAAGCGGAUACUCCUUUCGAUUUUAAUGAGCAUCAGCAUAUUCGUUACAAUCCCCUGAAGGGCGAAUGGGUCCUUGUAUCACCACAUCGCAUGAAACGACCCUGGAAAGGUCAAGUAGAGAAACCUACAGAGCAGAAUAUCCCUAGGCAUGACCCCAAGAACCCGCUGUGUCCCGGGGCAACCAGGGCUCAUGGCGAUGUCAAUCCAGACUACCAGAGCACCUUUUUGUUUGAGAAUGACUUUCCUGCUCUUCUACAGGAAGGAGCCCCAACACCCGGUACAAAUGAACAUCAUCUUUUGAAAUGUGCUCCUGCAGUUGGAACAUGUCAGGUGAUGUGUUUUCAUCCGUGGUCAGACAUCACUCUCCCUCUCAUGUCAUUGGACCAAAUCAGGACGGUGAUUGACAAGUGGGCGGAGCUUAUCACAGAUUUUGGUGCUAAAUACAAAUGGGUUCAGAUCUUUGAAAACAAAGGAGCUGUGAUGGGAUGUUCUAAUCCUCACCCACAUUGUCAGAUGUGGGCGAGUAACUUCAUGCCCAAUGAGCCGAGGAUAAAGGACGUUUAUCAGAGGGAUUAUCUAAGGGAACAUGGGACGCCACUGCUGCUGGAUUAUGUCAAAUUAGAAGCAGAAAAGAAGGAGAGGAUAGUAGUUGAAAACAAGACAUGGAUGGCUGUCGUACCUUACUGGGCAACAUGGCCGUAUGAGACGAUGCUGUUACCACGGCGACAUGUCCUCCGACUCCCAGACCUGACUGAUGAGGAGAGGAAUGAUCUAGCGGACAUCACAAAGCGUCUGCUCAUCAAAUAUGACAAUCUCUUUGAGACCAAUUUCCCAUACUCCAUGGGCUGGCAUGGUGCUCCAACAGGGGAGGAUGUUGGUAAGGACAACAGCCAUUGGCAGCUCCAUGCUCUGUACUACCCCCCUCUUCUACGUUCAGCUACAGUCAAGAAGUUCAUGGUUGGAUAUGAGAUGCUGGCCCAAGCACAGAGAGAUCUCACUGCUGAACAGGCGGCUCAGAAGUUAAGGGCACUUCCCGAUGUCCAUUAUAAGUUAAAGGACCAAUCGGUCAACAACUCGGACCAAUGAUAGCCACUCGAGGGACUUCUUGUGCAACCCUUCGAUAUCUACUGAGCCUUUUUUUCAAAGCAAUAUGGUAUUACCAACAAGUGCAAUACUUAUUGCAGAAAGAUUAUUGGCAUGGCUUGAAAAGGGUUCUGUAGUGUUUGGUGACAUAGUGCUGAACUUUAAUAGAAAGUGGCGACCUUGCGACUAUAAGGUCAGUGUGCUGUAUCUGCAUGGGUGUUGACAUGUUGCUCAUCAAAUAGGACACACAAUAAUAAAAGAGACAGGUAAUUCAAUUCAAAUCUGAGUCAAACUAUCAGAAAAUGUUUUAGGCCUCAAAUUGUAGUCUUCUGAAUCAAAACUCCAAUGUGGGUUAAAUGAAGGAGUGGGAAGAUGUCAGCACCAUUGCAAUAUGACAUUUUUUCCCCCUUGUAUUUGUACUCCAUAUCAUAUGAGGGUUUAGAAUAAGAUAAAUGACACCAUGUGAGACCUUUCUAAAUAUUGAAAGAACUAUGAUGUUUAAUUUUAAGUCCAUUGUUAGGUGUGCGGACAUAGGGCUUCCCUUCAUAUAAAUGAGACUCCUAGUAAUAAAAUCACUUUAUUGUACAAAUCCAUUUAUAUCAGUUUAUAAAAGGAUUUAGGAAGACAAUAUAAUCAUUAACACAUUAAGUGUAUUGAAAAUGCCCGUCCAAUGACAAUGAACAGCUGGGAGGCCUUUGUCGAAAAUUGGUGAACCAGAACAGCAGUUUCGUCUUUAAGUUUCGGGCUGAUGAACAAUUACAAGUAUGUCAUUUUUUCCAGAGUCCAGGACUAAACUUCUUUUUGAUUCACCAAUUUUUUACAAAAACUUUUUGGUUGUUCUUUUUCAUGAAGGGCAUUUAAUAAUAGAUUUUGCAUGAUCUUGAAUCUGUUGUGCUUUCAUGAAAAUGAAACUCCCUAUUAAAUGCCUUUAAUGCAGUAUCAGGAACGAUGUUAUGUAGGAACCUAGUUUCUACAUGACUUUGAUGGCCUAUAUCUUUGUAUGAACUCAUGUAGUAUAAUAAUGAUAAUAAUAAUACAGGUAUAUUUACCCAGGGAAGCCGCUUCAGUUCCGAAAACUGUUCUCCCAGCGGGCCCUGCUAUUAUUAUUAUGUAUUGCUGCAAAAGUCAAGUUUAGUUUUGAUCUCAAAUGAUGUACUCUCAGUACUAAAUCUGAAAGUUUUAGAGCAUAUGAUAUUUCUUAAAGGUGUAUAAUUUGCAAUGUUUUAUAUACGUUUAAAAGUUAUUGUAUUCACAUAUCAAGCUCCACAUAGAACAUGUGUGCUAGUAAAUCAUAUUGUGUCAAUACUGCCAAAGCUGUGUGUAUAUAAUAAACUGAUGAAACAAUUUUUUUUUUCCCUUUAUAAGGAAUAUUUUCAUCAGAAACCUUUUCAAAUAAAUUACUCAUGGUACAUUCAUUGACUUGGUUACAUGUUAUAUUUUAAACAUCUCUGCUGAGAUGUAGGCACCCCUGGCACACAAAUGCAGUUGAUUGCAAGUCAACCGUAAAUCCUUUAAAGUCAAUCAUACGUCUCGCAAUCAAUUGGAAAUUCGAGUCUGGUCUAUAAAAAUAUAGAAUGAAGAUUUUGCUGUGUUAUACAUGUCCCAACCUAUUACCCACUUCUAAAAAAAAUAAGAAUUCAGGUAAACUUGCAGAAGUUGAUCUUUCAUUUAUAGUAAGUCAAAUGUUCGCCAAAGUUGACACAAGUUUUAGACAAGAUUUUAUGCAAAAUUUGGCAUAUACCUCUUCUAAAGUUGGAUUUUUCCAAUAGAGUCAAAUAGAUCUCUGUGAUCCCAAUUUUUUUAAUUACGCAAAGUUACCUGUACAGAUAAUAUCAACCAUUUACAAGAAAAUGCUGCAAUUAUAUUUUUUCUGAGAAAAAAAUUGUGAAUAUGUACCAAAUUGUGAAUAUGUACCAAAUUGUGAAUUUGUACCAAAUUGUACAGUAUGUCUUUAUCACUGAAGUGUUAUUAUUGGGAAAUUAAUCUGAUGUGAAUUCAAUGGAAUUGCUUUUUGUAUGUCGAGAAUUACUUAUCCUAGUUGAAAUAUUGGAAUUUGAAAUCGUGGAAGCAUCAUGGUGUAUCGGUUCUGUCUUUCUCCUUGUAAUCAGAGAGUCCUUUGGCGAGGCGUCAAUCCACACUUUGCCACUCUCCACCAAAAUGGGUACCUGCUACCCAGCAGGAUGUUAAAGCCUAGUAUGUAGUAUGACUAGCAAUUGAAUCUUUAAACCAUUGUUGGAAUGCUCCCCAGGGAGUGGAUAAAUUGCAUACAUUGUGUGCAGGCAUGCCAAGAUCCAAUAAUGGGAUAAUGAUAUUUGAAAGGCGCUAUUAAAGAGACGUCAUUCUUAUGUAAAGCGCUAUUUAGAAGCGAAAUAUUAUUUACACUCAAAGAAGCAUGCCGGUUGCUUCUUUUUCAUCCCUUGAUUGUGAUUUUAUUUUUCUUAUAUUUUUGAAUGCCAUUAAUUGUGUGUCGCUUUGCUAUAAAUUUAUUGCAUGUAAAAACCCUUUUCAUUUGAGCAAAAUGUUCAAAUUUCCACAAUAAAAAAUACCCAAAAAACAAAUCAAAUGAACCAUUCUAUUUUGCCAAAGAAGUACUUGUACUGCAUGUGACUGAUGUGAGGGAUUUCCAUCUGCUUUUAAUGUUUUCUUCGAGUUUUUAUUUUUUAUUUAAUUAUUUUGAUGACACUGAUGUGGCUGAAGUGAAUUUUAAAGGGUUUUCUCCACUAAAAUCAUCAAAAACCUACAUCCAUCAGUUUCCCCAUUGAAAUGUUUCAUGUGCAUGUAUAAACCUUAUAUCUAGUAUUACCAGUGUAUUAGCUACAUGUAUGUUUUCCCUUUUGGUUUUUGCUUCAUAUUCAGAGUUAAAAUAUAUAUUUUUUUGUUUUGCUGUGUUUUAGUUUUCUACUUUCAGACUAUCAUUUCCAUAUAACAGUGGUGCUCAAAAGUUUGUGAACCCCACCAGAAAAUGACCAUAUUUCAAGUAUUCAAGUUCUGCCAUGUUUUAGAUAUUUAAUCGUGAAGUCUGGUGAUGAUAGUUUUACAUUCAAUAAAGUUUGUUUCUCUGGGCUCGCCAAACAUUGUUAAUGUUGUCUACAUUUGACACUCAGCAAGGAGUGUAUUUUGAAGUGUUCACUAACUUUUGAGAACAACGUAUAUAGGGUAUAUUUUAUGUUAUAUUCAUUUACAGAGGGUGUUAAAAACUCAAGAUGUACUCGUAUGAUUCAGUACAAUGUCUAGGUUAUCUCUGUUCUUUUUUCCUUUUUUCACAUGUGUGUGCCUUCAGCAUUUUAAAAGCAUGUUUUUAAAAUGGACUUGGCACCUUAUUAAUCGCAUGCAUUAUCAUAUCCUUGCUUACAUUAUCAUGACAAACAUCAAAUCAACCUUGAACCCUGGCCUUGAACCCGAUCAUACAUUUUAAAAACAAAAUUAUUGAGUUUACUAGAGUGAGUAUUCAUCUCUUCUUAUAUAUGUUUGAUCUGGAGUUUGCAAGCCCUUGAAUGAAUGUGAUCAGCUUAUUUGUUUAGUACGUGAUAUGUGAUGUAACCUUGUGUUUUGUUAAGCCUUCCAUAUGUAUGGAUAGAUUUGAAGGAUAAUACAUAAAGACAUCAGGCUUCUGUAGAUGCCUUUAAUGGAUUGACUUGAUACAUGAUUGUUGGUCAUGGUUUAAGCCUAAAAAAAAAAUAAUAAAAAUAAAAUUGCCCCCUACCCCCUGGCCUAGGCGUAAGUUUCAAGCUGUAGCAAUGAUCUUUAAAUGAGCUUGAGAAAGGUUUGGUGUAAAAAGUACCAGAAAAAUAAUAAAAAAUAUCCGUGAAGGCUUGAAGAAAAUCCAUCAAAGAUUAAGAAAGACUUAUCAGAGAAUUUUGAGGGUUUUUAUGACGUCAUAUACAAGCAGCUGCCCCCCAUGUUUUCUUACAUAAAAUGCAUAAAUUCAAUUUUUAAUGGUUCAUGAUGACCAAAAAUGCUUUUUAUUUCUGGAGCGGAUGUGAAAUGAUUUGUCUAUUGACAUACAUGUAAAGAAGGUACAAUAAUGGGGAAGCUGAUCACAUAUGACAUCACAUAUAAAAAAAAUCUUUUUUUUUAUCUUUGAUGAACUUUUUCAAACCUCCAAUAUUUUUUUGAAACUAUUUUUCUGCUAUUUUUACAGUAACUUUUUUGUCGGGUUGAACUCCCAUCUUUGAGCAUGCACAGUAUAAGUCUGAAUUUUAGGAGUAAUAAUAUGUCAUCAUAUUUGCUGAAUAUGCAUUGAUGUGUGUAAUUAUUUGGAAGGACAAUAUGGGAAGGUUUGAUAAUAAAGAUACUGGUUGUGCUAUUUCAGGUGCUUAUGGAAUAACUAGAUGUAAUAUAUUGCUUCCAUUUACUAUGAAUUAGUGACUGUUUAUUAUAAUGCCAAUAUGGCUGUGAACGAUAGGGUGUUUGUAUGGGGGGGGGGGGUGGGUUGGGAGGCUGAAGGCAGUAUCUCUCUUAAGCUUGAAACUGGAGUGCAACUAGAGAUUGCGCUUGUUUCAUAGACUCCUGAUAUUUUUUGAGUUGCCAAAUAGUAGCAAGAAAUGUAAACAUAUUAGAUUGUUUGUCUGUUUGUUUGGAGAAUGGUUCAUGAGGCAUCUCACUAGUUGCAGAGAUUAUCAUGCUGCAACUGUUGGCAAUGUCUUGGAGACGUCUCCAAGUAAAUUGACCGACACCUGCCUUGAUCAGAGUGUAGACUGUAGACAUUUUUUGAGGAGAUGUCUUGAAGACUUAUUUGCAACCAAAAGUUGAGACAUCACGGCGGUGUCUUUGCAGGUGAGAUACUGCCAUAAGCCAGUAACAGUAAGAAAAUGGAUGCUAUGGAUAAACUGAAUCAAAAUCAUUAAUUUUCUCAUAUACAUUUGUAAAGACACCAAUAAAACCUCCAUAAAAUCAAUUUCUGUUAUAUAUUUUUGACAACAAUUUACAGAUUUAUUAUUAAAUACUUGAAAAGUCCUGCAUUACAAAGUGAUUCUGAUCCUCAUCUUGUUUACAUUCAUUGUAUUAUAGACAUAAUGAAAUAUAUCACACUGCUGAUAUUCUAUUUCUCAUCUUCAAUUGCAAAUGAACA